UUUCAUAUAAUUUCUCAUUCUAUUUUUUGCUUAAUACUUAUAAACCUUAAUAGUUAAUAUAUCACUAUUUUUCUUCAUCAUAUAAUAAAUCUAACUUCAUCAACCACACAUCAAAAAUCCACAACAAGGUAUCAUAUCACUCACUCAAAUCUUUCAUUUUCUGCUCAUUUAUUAUUUUUUCAAACUUAGAAAAAUAUCAACUCAAAUUUCAAAAUUUUAUGUGUGUGGAAAUUUACCUAGUCAAUUUUCAAAUUUCUUUUUGACGAAAAGUCAAUUUUGAAUUAUUCAAAAUUAAUAAUUCCGUAUUAUUAACGUUUAAUCUACAUAAUUAAUCCUUUUUUAAUACAUAUUGAAUUUGUUUUAUUUUAAGAAUGACGAUUUAAUUAAAUUUUAAAUUUAAUAUAAAACUAUGACAUAGAGAGAUUAUAAAAUACUCCGAAUAAUGAAUGCAUUAUAAUUUGACUUUUAGUGAUGAUUACUUACACAUGACAAUUUUUUAAAAAAAUUCUUAAAAACUCUGGCAUGAUUUGGGUGUUCCUUGAAACAGAUCUCUGUGUUCCAAAUUGAUGAUAAUGAUGAAUUCAUGAUGAAGAUUGUAACUGAAAUUUAGCAAAAUUAAUAGUAAUUGGGUUGCUUAAUUUGUUCAUAUAUAAAGUGUACCCAAACAACAACGAUUCAGUAAUCACUUUUCACUCAAACGCGCUUUUCAACUUCAACUUUUUCAUCAUAGAUUCUCGGUUUCAGGUAGACAUGCACUUGGAGUGAUGGCGAUUAUGACUCAACCAGUGAAAACAAUAAUUUCAUCCUAUCGUGACCACGACAAGAAUUCCCGUCUUUCUCCUUUGUCUCCUUGUCGACACGGGAGCCGUCAGUGGCGCAAGAUUCGUACUGGUAGCUUGGCUGUUGCUAUAGCAGCACUUCUCUUGUUUACUACUGCUUGGCUUUCCCUUGUCUUCUCUGAUGCAACUACUUGUUGCUUUCAUCGCAUAAAAGAUUGGGAAGGUAGACACCACUUUUUCCCUUGGAACAAGUGCACUCCGCUCCGCCUUUCAAAAGUAGUAACUUCACCUCCCGUCUUCCAACUUGUGACAACGAAAGAUCAUCUUCAAAAUGGUAGCAGUACCAUUGAACAAGGAGGCUUGUCUGUUCAACAUAUUGUUUUUGGCAUAGCAGGAUCAUCUCAGCUUUGGAAACGGAGGAAGGAAUAUAUUAGACUAUGGUGGCGUCCCAAUGACAUGCGUGGCCAUGUGUGGUUAGAGGAAAAAGUGGUUGAAGAACAAGGUGAUGAGUUAUUGCCCCCUACCAUGAUUUCUGGAGACAUCUCGUAUUUCCGCUACACUAAUCCCAUAGGUCACCCUUCUGGCCUCCGGAUUUCUCGCAUUAUCAAAGAAAGCUUUCGCCUUGGCCUCUCAGAUGUGCGUUGGUUUGUCCUAUGUGAUGAUGAUACCAUCUUCAACGUGAAUAACCUAGUUGACGUUCUCAGCAAGUAUAAUUCCUCCGAAAUGAUUUACAUAGGUAGCCCUUCAGAGAGCCAUUCAGCUAAUACCUAUUUUAGCCACUCAAUGGCCUAUGGUGGUGGCGGGAUUGCAAUAAGUUAUCCACUUGCAAAGGCUCUAUAUGAGAUUCUUGAUGAAUGCAUUGAGAGGUACCCUGGGCUUUAUGGUAGUGAUGAUAGACUGCAUGCCUGCAUCACUGAACUUGGCAUUCCGCUGACCCGGGAACAUGGUUUUCACCAGUGGGAUAUAAAGGGUGAUGCUCACGGUCUUCUAUCCUCUCACCCAAUAGCACCAUUUGUGUCAAUUCAUCAUGUUGAAGCUGUUAAUCCCUUUUAUCCUGGUUUGAGCUCUUUAGAUAGCCUGAAACUUUUUACAAAGGCCAUGAGAGCUGAACCCAAAAGCUUUUUGCAACGUUCAAUAUGUUACGACCAUUCCCAGCAUCUAACAUUUUCAGUGUCACUUGGUUAUGCCAUUCAAGUCCUGCCUAACAUUGUUUUUCCCCGUGAGCUGGAGCGCUCCGAACGAACCUAUUCUGCUUGGAAUGGUAUUACUCAAAGGAAUGAAUUUGAUUUUGAUGCUAGGGACCCACACAAAUCUGUGUGUAAAAAACCCAUUCGCUUCUUCUUGAAAGAUACUGGAAGAGAUAGUAACACUUCUUGGGGUUCAUAUGUUCGGAGUAAAGAUAAAGAUGAUUUCAAAAGGAAACUUUUCUGCUUUCCCAACUCUCCCCCUCUGCUCAAUGUGCGAAAGAUCCAAGUAGUGGCUCAACCUUUGAGCAAGAAUUGGCAUCUGGUACCGCGUCGUCUCUGUUGCAAGCAAAUCCAAAGUAGCAAGGAAAUGCUCCAAAUCUCAGUUGGACAAUGUGGGAAUUGGGAAGGGGCCUUUUAGCUCUGUAUACUGAUUGUGUAGGUUGGUUGUGAAAUGGCAGUUUAGGAUUACUCUAUUGUGUUUUUCACAUGAUUUGGCCUUCUGAGUGGAGAGCUAGUUCCAUGCGGCAUUUUUUUCACCUUGAAUUGAGCUUUCUUGAACUUCUAAUUUCUAUGUAGAGAAAGGUUUCUAACACCAAGAUGUGAGUAUUCAAUUUUUUCCAUAUAUCUUCUCAUUUUGUCCUUUAAUUUUUUUUUCUCUUCAGAAUUUAGAACAGUUUACUAGGGAUUUGAGUAGGAUACCUACCAACCUAGGUAUAUGCUAUAGGAGAAAAACAAGGUUCUAAAUUCUAAUACACCUUCUGUAAAGUCACAAUACCGUUAUAAUUCAGUGAUAGCAAAUGUGUGCAAAGUUGCAGGAAAAUGGAGGUUUGUUUGGUUAUUCCUAAAAAGUUUCAUAUUGAAUACUUAGUCACUGAAGAAAGUUCAAUGUUUAUAAUUUGAAGAUUGUAA
Messenger RNA from Trifolium pratense (red clover), 2875 nucleotides. RefSeq lists its product as uncharacterized. The coding region runs from base 765 to 2384 and encodes 539 amino acids. Gene Ontology annotation, molecular function: acetylglucosaminyltransferase activity. NCBI's taxonomy places the organism in Eukaryota, Viridiplantae, Streptophyta, Magnoliopsida, Fabales, Fabaceae. The record is from RefSeq and is a predicted model, not a curated record. The transcript is spliced from 4 exons.